AUGAAGAAACUAAAGAUCAGAGUUCGAUUAGGAACUCACGGGGAAGAAGGUGGGACACAAAGGCUUCUCUGGCCUGGCCCCGCCGGGCCCGGCCUUCGGUCGUCCGGACGCAGCGGCCGAACGGAGAAUCCCCAGGCUGCGGGCGGCCCUGCGGCUGUGGCUGCGCUGGGACUGGGUGUCUUGAGACAGGCGAGUGGUCUGGCACCCCCGGCUUUUGAGGUUUUCCAGCAAGAUUAUGCGGAGAAAAAACAAGAACAAAAAGAGAGUGAGUGUGACUCAUGCCAGAGUGGACAAGAAGAACCGCUUUCCAAAUCCCAUCAACUUUCUCUGGUAUCAUCUCCUACGUCUAAUGGUGUCACUGGGAAACAAAGCAUCAGAUCGUCUAUUUUAGAAUACUCAAACAAGCAUGGUAGCAUCCUGUCUCCUCACCCUGAAGAACAAUCAGGAGGUGAAGAGAGUCCCAGAUCUUUAUCAUCUUCUGAUCUGGAAUCAGGAAAUGAAAGUGAAUGGGCCAAAGACUUUGCUGCUACCAGAGCCAGCCUUCCCACAGUGUCCUCAAGACCGAGAGACCCUCUUGAUAUCCUUACCAAGAUUUUCCCAAGUUACAGGCGCAGCCAGCUAGAAGACAUUCUACAGUUCUGCAAAGGGGAUGUGGUCCAAGCCAUUGAACAGGUUUUAAAUGGGAAAGAAUACAAGCCAGACCCCAGAGACCUAGUAAGCACAAGAGAAUUGGAAAAUACAGCCUUUCAGAGAGCUUCGAAUUUUAGUCUAGCUGGAAUUGGUUUUAGAACUCUAGCUAAUAAAUCAGCUUUCUCUCCUCUUCAAACCACAUCUGCUCCUUAUGGAGGUGAUUCCGGUCUCUACAACUUACAUCCUAGAUUAGGUAUCAGUCCAUUACGGCUGGCAUAUUCUUCUCCAGGAAGAGGACUAUCUGGUUUUGUGUCACCCUACCUAACACCUGGGUUGGUGCCAACAUUGCCUCUUCGGCCAACUUUGGAUUAUGCCUUUUCAGGGAUGAUUAGGGAUUCUUCCUACUUUCCCAGUAAAGACUCUAUAACUGGUGGUAGACUUUAUUCCAGACCGAAUCAGGACAAUCUGUAA
This is a messenger RNA of Galeopterus variegatus (Sunda flying lemur), 1101 nucleotides long. It is a transcript of the gene DMRTA1, whose product is annotated as DMRT-like family A1. Gene Ontology annotation, molecular function: ubiquitin binding; RNA polymerase II cis-regulatory region sequence-specific DNA binding; DNA-binding transcription factor activity, RNA polymerase II-specific. Gene Ontology annotation, biological process: sex differentiation; regulation of transcription by RNA polymerase II. Gene Ontology annotation, cellular component: nucleus. The coding region runs from base 1 to 1101 and encodes 366 amino acids. The record is from RefSeq and is a predicted model, not a curated record. Lineage: Eukaryota; Metazoa; Chordata; Mammalia; Dermoptera; Cynocephalidae. The transcript has 4 exons.